UUUUAUUAAAGAGACAACGGAGUAGGUUUUUUGUAACGAUCAUCAGCUUUAUUUAAAUGUUGACUGUACUACGAUACGUGCUACCGCUACAUAUGAAACAUCUUAAGUGUUUGUUUUCAUUUACCACCAUCAGUGUUGAUCAGAGAAUAUAUGUCUACUUAUUUUAUCUAAUUAUUGUUUCCACGGUGUCACCACCCCUUAUAGUCAGUUUUAUAUUUUUUUCUUCGACGUGACGUCUAAAAUGUCCCUUAAUCGUAUUCUCAUAAACAAAAUUGCAAUUUGAAUUUAGACAUCUCAUCGGUAAAAGUGGUGCCAUGGCUAGACCAGGAUUCUAAGUGUACGGCCUCAGUGGUGAGCGCCAAGCGGGGCGUGCGGUGUGGCGUCAAGUUUCGAAGAGAUCUCAACUGCGUGUUUGCAUACGUUUGCAUUUGUUUAACAUGGAAGGCCCGCUCAGUAUCCGAUCCACUCAGUAUGCACACAUACAUGUUUUUUUCUACAGUGUGCUACCAGUGCAAUGUCUCUGCGAGUUCUUGUCAGCCGGCGGUGCGGGUGGCGAGGCAGGCAAAGCGGGCGAGCUCGCCGCGCACCUGCGGAGGACAGUAGCGUCGAGCGAGGAGGGCGCUCGCGCCGUGCUGCAGUACUACACGCAGCGGCUCGCACACUCGCAUGCGCCUACCCGCGCACAAGCCAACAGGGGCCUGAAACUAGUUCUGACGCAGGCUGAAGAUACGGCUGAAAUGGACUACAAUGCAGACGUUAGCCCCGAGGAAUGGCUCGAGCUGCUAGUCCAGCUCCGGCACUGGGACGCCGUCCGCGACGAGGUGCUCGCCCGCCUCCGCGCCGCCUGCCUCGCCGAGUGCGUGCCGCGCCACCUCGCCGCUUACAUUGCCUUCCUGGCCGAGCACGCUGACACCCUCCCUCUCCUUGUAUUGGUAUGUAGCUAAACUAGGCGACGCCUCGCCGAGUGCGUGCCGCGCCACCUCGCCGCCUACAUUGCCUUCCUGGCCGAGCACGCUGACACCCUCCCUCUCCUUGUAUUGGUAUGUAGCUAAACUAGGCGACGCCUCGCCGAGUGCGUG
Molecule: messenger RNA, 1079 nt
Organism: Cydia pomonella (codling moth)
Lineage: Eukaryota; Metazoa; Arthropoda; Insecta; Lepidoptera; Tortricidae
Product: integrator complex subunit 1-like
Exons: 3
Coding region: 438-944 (168 amino acids)
Biological process (GO): U2 snRNA 3'-end processing
Cellular component (GO): integrator complex
Source: RefSeq, a predicted model, not a curated record